Molecule: messenger RNA, 3116 nt
Organism: Cylas formicarius (sweet potato weevil)
Lineage: Eukaryota; Metazoa; Arthropoda; Insecta; Coleoptera; Brentidae
Product: S phase cyclin A-associated protein in the endoplasmic reticulum
Exons: 9
Coding region: 151-1335 (394 amino acids)
Biological process (GO): regulation of microtubule polymerization or depolymerization; neuron projection development; microtubule depolymerization
Cellular component (GO): cytoplasm; neuron projection
Molecular function (GO): tubulin binding
Source: RefSeq, a predicted model, not a curated record
UGAAGUUUCGCCCCUCGUCCAUUCCGCCUUCGACGGGCCGUCGCGACGCCGAAAUCGAUGACAAAUCGCGGGUGAUUCCUUCGACAACGUAUAACAGUUCGGUGCGUGUGCUUUGAUCGUGUGUUAAAAGCGAAAAACGAAUCUGCAAACAUGUUGAUCGGUCUUGUUAGGGAGUCGGUGCUGCAGUGCUUCUGUCACACGUGCCGGGCCCCGGUGCCCGCAGCCGUGCACAGAAGGAACGUACCGAUCACGAAAGUGAAAACGAAACCCAGAACCAACCAGCCGAAAAGGGUUCAGUUCCUCACGACCGAGGUUCGAUGCCAGGAGAAGACGCGAGGCGGGGUUCGCUACGAGGUCAUCCUCAGCGAGCCCGAGGUCAAGGCGGCGCCCCCGAAAAAGAUCGAGCAGCAGCUGACGCCGAAAAGCGGCGGCGGCGUCUCGGCGCGCGAUAUCGAAGACAAGCUGAGAGCGGCGGAAGAACGCAGACAGCAAUUGGAGACUAGCAAAAUGGCGGCGCUGUCGGCGAAAAUGCAAAAGAUCGAGGAGGCGAGCCGCAAGAAGGACGAGCAGACGAGUCAGUUUAUCAGCGCCACCCGCGACGCCCUCGAGCAGAAAAUGGGCAUCGUCACCGAGAAGAGGGAAGCGUACAUCACUGACUUGAAGACGAAACUAAAGGACCAUAUCGAGAACGUGGAAAAAACGAGGCUGUCGCUGGAACAGCAAACGGACGAGGUGCGGGUCGCUAUCGAGGACAAACUGAAGACGGCGUCGAUUCAACGCGACGGCAACAUCAAGAAGAUGCUCGAGCGUCUUAAGGAGCACGAGGAUCAGGUGCGCAAAGUGCGCGACUCGAAUAAUCGGAAGUUGGGACAGCUCGACGCCGCCAUUCAGGAUAAGCUCGAGCAGGCGAGGACGCGUAAGGAGCAACUCGAGCAGGACCAGCUCGAACGGCUCAAGAAGAAAAAUACGAAACCGCUGGAGGUGCAAAAGUCGGUCGAGUCGACGAUCGAGGGACGCAGAACCGAAGUGACCAACCUGAUCGAGAACAAGUUGUGCGUUGCGGAACAGCUGCGCGAGAAAGAGAUGCAACGGAAAAUCGAAAACGUCAAGAAACACAACGAGCAGCUGGUCGAGGUAAAGCAAAAACUAGAGAAUCGUAAGACUGAGACGGUGUCGAAAAUCGAGACCAAGCUGACCGCGGCGGAACAGAAACGCGAACAGGAGAUCCAGAAGAAACUGGAGAACAUCAAAAAACACGAGAAGCACGCCGAAACGGUACGCCUGAACAAAGCUAAAAUGGCGGCCCAGGAAGAGGAGUACCCGUCGUACGGCUAAGCUAAAAAGUUGUAUGUAUUUAUCCGCUUUCGCCCCCCCCCCCCCGUCCCCCGGAUGUCUACAACGCGCGGGGGAUUUAUCAGUAGUCGAGUUGUUGGUACCCGCUUCUUUUUGGACCGCGAGAGAUGUGAUUUUUCCGUUUUAACUAUUUAUUUUAUUUUCUCUGCCGUUUGUAAUAUUUUUAAUUUGAAUUUACUCACUAAACGUUUAUUUUGGAUCCGUUUUGGUUUGUUGAUUUCCGCGUCCAUCCCAACCACUUUUGUCGAUUUCCGUAUGACGUUAAAACAUGUUGGUGGACCAGCUCGGUGUGAAUUCGCUUGUGUAAAAAUGACCACCAUAUAUUAUUAUUUUGAAAUUAGUUGGGCACUUCUUAGCUAGGUAUAUUUUGGGAAAUUGCGAGGGAACGUAUUUUGUAAUUCGUUGGGUGCAUUAUAUCCGCGUCCGAUAACGGUGAUAACUUUAGAUAGGUUAUACUCCAUUAUAUAGUAUUAUUAGCUAGAGGGGUGGUCGGUGUGUCUUUGUGCGGGCCGCUUUCGGAGCAGCAUAACGCUUGCCGUGAUUCGCUCAAGAAAAAUUUAUCAUAUACAGGGUGGCACGAAUUAUAGUGGUGAAACUUUGGCGCCUUAUUCGGCAGGUAGAAAUACGCAAAAAAAGUUCAUAUAAACUUAUAUCUUGGUUUUGAAAGAUGCAGAGAAGGAAAAAUCAUUUUUCCUUUUUUUUUUUCAUGCAAUUUUAUAUCCUAGGUAAGCUUAUUUUGGAUAAUAAAAAAAGUAAUAAUCCAAUUAAGUGCACCUAGCAAAAAAAUCUGCUAUAAAUGUGUUUUCAAGUGACCACUCAACUUGAAGGCAAACUCUUGAAGAGCUUUUUUAAGAAUACGGAGACUCCCUGUAUAUCCAUAACGGAAGUGUUUAGGGACGUAAUGUAAGAACUUUUUUUGCAAUUAAGGCGAAGGAUAUUUUUGUUAAUUUACUGAUCUUGGCCUCAACGCGGCGAUCAUUCGGCCAUUGAAAAGAGCUUGUAUUUUCCUCCCAGUGGCCAUUAUAACCAGGAUCAUUCGACCAUUACCUAAGAUUCGUUCUGGAAUCGUGACAGCAGCACUUGCCUUAAUGCAACGUAGUUGAGAAAUCUUUUUAUUGAAAAUCUUUCAUCUGCCGAAUACGCUGCCAUAGUUUCUCCAUCUUAAAUUGGACCAUCCCGUUCAGCGGAGGUUUUUUAAUAAAUUCAAAAAAUGUCUGCACCACAUGAGAUAUUAAUCCUAAGUGUGUGUUAUUUUUGUAAAAAUUCUACUUUAACGUUGAUCAAAAUUAAAACGCUGCAGCUGCCUUUAAGUGUGAGUGUGUGUUAAAAAUAAUUGUUAAACGGGGAGUGUUUCGAGGGCCCCUUUUUCAAACCAAGAAAACUGCUUUCGAAUGAUCCCCGUCUCACGCUUUCGCGAUUUUUUCUGCGGGGUGGCUCAAAACACAUUCUAAUUGAUAUUUUUACGCAACAAAAGUUUGGGCGAUUAGUCUUUGCUCACCUAUCCAAUGUAAGAAAAAAAGAAGAAGAUAAACACCAAUGGUCAAAGCACCAGUAACUUUUUUAAAAAAUGUCCCAAUCAUACUUUUGUCGCAUGUGUUUUGAUACACCCUGUAUAUUCGAGAAACCGGAAAGUAAUAGGUACGUAAUACUACGGCUGUUUGAAUUCCGCGUUUUUCCGUGUCGUUUCGUGCUGUUUUUAAUAUUUGCCUAGUUGUAAUCAAAUUCGUUUUCCUUUAUCAUAAUAUUGCUUAAUAAAAUGUAAA